AUGGAACUCCCUGAAGGCACACUGCCAUUUGAUGUCCUCCCUCUUGAAGGAGAGCAAGACUGGCGUUUCGGUCGAGCAGCUGGCCCAGGCUCCACAGAGGAAGAUCUAGAACUAGGUGCGCCAGGCCUACCCCGAGUAGCAGAGGUUGGUCUUUCCGGUAGCGACGUCCUCAAAUUUGGAGGUGCAUCAAGUGAGAAGCCAGGCAUUUCAGAUGGUUUCCAUGGUCUUGAUUUGACAGUAGGUGAGCUGCCCCUUGAAGGUGCUGGCGCUGUUGUUGUUGCUGGCAAUGCAGAACUUUUGGGCAUUGUAGGUCCUGGUCUAGAGAUUGAGGAGGAUCGAACUGGUCCGGGCAAGUUACUGUGCUGGGCGUGGGUAGGAGGGGCAGAAGACCGCCUUGUUGGGGUUGAUGACCUUGAUGCAGGCUUGCUUUGUGCUGGUAAGGAGGGCCUUGACAAAGGUGUAGUUGACCUAGUAGCAGGCAUUGAUGAUCUUGAAGUAGGCGUUGAUGAUCUGCUAGCAGGUGCUGAUGCUCUGCCUGAAGGAACUGAUGUCCUGGUAGCAGUAGCAGGGCCAGAUGUCCUGGUAGCAGCAGCAGGGCCAGAUGUCCUGGUAGCAGCAGCAGGGCCAGAUGUCCUGGUAGCAGUAGCAGGGCCAGAUGUCCUUGAUGGAGUUGUUGACCUUGAUGAAGGCAGUGCUGACCUUGUUGAAGGGAGUGUUGACCUGGAAGUGGGCGUCGACGAUCUUGGGGCAGUAGGUGCAGUCUUGGCAGGCAGAGUUGCCCGAGCAUUGGGAGAUGAAGGUCUUGAACCUUUGGAUGUGGCGGUCGAUGCAGCACGUCCAGUUGGUGUUGAAGGUCUUGAAGAAUUAGACGUAAGCCCUCCAGAUGAUGUCGGCCGACGAGUUGUCGCAGCUGAGUUUAAGCUGUUUGAUGAUGUUGUUCUCAAUGGAUGUGUGGUUCUUGAUGGAGGAUCUGGAUGA
Messenger RNA from Triticum turgidum subsp. durum (durum wheat), 978 nucleotides. The record is from the annotation of a GenBank genome assembly. Lineage: Eukaryota; Viridiplantae; Streptophyta; Magnoliopsida; Poales; Poaceae.